AUGGUCGAGCAAGCUUGUCAAAUGGCAGUAGCGAGGGACAAUGAGGGAGAGAAAGAGGAGAAAAAUGAAACUGAAAAUCAGAUGAGCCGAAUGGAUAGUGAAAUUUACCCAGCGGGACGGAUUGAAGAAAGGGACUGGAUUGACGGAGAAGAAGUAUAUAGCUUCGUACCGCGCCAACCAGAUGGGAAUAUCAACACCUAUCUGAGCACAGAUACUACAACAACAACAGAAUAUGAAAAUCCUUCAAGUUUGCAGGAUAGAGCGAGAACCUCACCCAGAUCAUCAAAUAUUUCGCAAUCAGCAGAGUUGAAUUCAGAUUCAUUUUCACGUUCAUCUAAUUCACCAAAUACAGCAACCUCCUCAACUUCUUCCUCGUCAAAUACAAUCUGCGUGGCGGCAACCUGCUCAAUGGUCGCCAUGCAGAGGACUACAAUCAAAAACACCUCCUACUACCGCGCGCUUGUCCCGGGCCAAGAAGUGUUUGUGUGGAUGGACAGUCGUGCCUCCAGCGAGGCGCGCGAGCUUUCGCGCCUACUACCACCAUCAGCCUUGGCCCAGGUAGGCGGUAGUGUCACGCCAGAGAUGGGGGUUGCCAAGAUGAUGUGGGUCAAUAACCGCCAUCAUGACGUUGUUGUUUUUGAGUUAUAUGACUGGAUUUCAUACCUUUUCGUUGCUGGCGGGAUUCAUGACGGGUUGGUGCGGUGUUUGGAGGGAGAUUUGGCAACAUUUCCUCCGGGGCUGACGGCUAUGGAUGGGUCAGUGAAGGGGUGGGGCGACGAGUUGAUGAAAGACUUGGGUAUAGUGGUGAAGGUGGGGUAUGUACCUAAGAGAAUAGGACAAAGAAGCAAAGGAGAAAGCACGAUUGGAGAGAAAAGGCAUGGAGAGAACAGAAGGGGUGACGAAGGAGGAGAAAAUCUAGGAGCAAACGAUCCACUGGAAAGUGAAACACUGUCAAAAAGGACGGACCAUCACCUAGAGAUGGAAACCAACUAUCGUUCGGAAACGGUUGCAAACUUUUUAGGAGAUCACUCUGGUGCAAGCGAUGAUGUCAACACUGGGUUGGACCUGGCAACAAGCCCUUCAACAUGUGGUUCGGGCUUCCAGUACGUGGGCACGCCAUUGGCACGUUGUCCCCCAGGCUCCAAUGUUGCCGGAUACAUAGUUUGCCACGGAUGUAUAGAUUGUUAUGGAGGUUGGGCGGGCAAUCAAGUAAAAGGACUGACCGUAAGUCUGGCUUUAACUUUGGAUCCGUCUUUGACUUUCAGUCAAGAUCUCGCUCAGGGUCUCGGACUCGCUCUCCAACUGAGCAACAAUUGCCACGGGAAAGGUUUCCACGGCCAAUGUCUGUGCUCGCAUCAUUUCGAGAACAAAGAAAUCAAUCAGGGCGGUCCAAACAAUGAAGACGGGGCCGCCAACAAGGUAUUAUCCAGAUCGGAAGCAAAAUCCAACCCAUUUGAGCUCACUAGGGUCGUGUCUGCUCAAACCACGGAUUCAGACAACAUAAGGUCCAUUCAGUUCAAUCAGUAUUCCUUGUUUGCCUCAUCUGACCUACUUGACCAUGCUUGUCAGUAUGGAGUGGGUGCGAAAAUUACAAAUUGCGCUACCUUCGCUCCUAUCCACAAGGCGCAAUCCUCUGCCUCACCCGCACCAGUUCCCGCACCAGUUCCCGCACCAGUUCCCGCACGGGUCCCCAUGUCCGUUCCCGCCAUGCUCAAAAGAGAUCCUCUUACGAUCAAGGCAGCACUCUACAUGGUGGCAGGAACCCUGACAUGUUUCAUUGCUGAUGUUCUCUCCCCGCACCCAUUGUCCGUUUCUGGUCUAUGGGGCCCCUUCCGUCAGCUUGCGCCUCGAACCGUCUACUCGUUUGGGCAACCAGCCACGGGCCUCUUGUUCGAUGAAUUGUUCGCUGCGCAUCCUUCACUUAUCGGUGAACAAAACCCAUUUCGACUUGUGGAAGCCCGCGCAAAGACUAUGGAAGCAUCCUUCGGCGUCCUGCUCACAGUUCUCACUCGCCAAUACUUGUACUAUGGCGAUAAGCAUGGAAAUCGCAGCCCUUACGGCGAUUUCGCGAUGAGCGACGUUCUCGUUGACGGAGUCAAUGCUGCAACAGCAUCCUCUCAAGAUUUAUUGGCGUGCGACUUGUCUGACAAUUCGUUCGACAGUCUAGUAGUGAAAUACUACUUAAUCCUCGAGCACUUGGUUUUCCAAACUUUCCAGUUAGCCAACAUGUUACAAAAUGCUACCUCGCUCCUCGACACAGUGAUUGUCUGUGGCUCGCAGGCCCACAACCUGCGAUUUAUUCGAAUGCUUUCCGAGUUUGCCUUUACGCAUGCUCUGGUGAUGGUUGGUUCCAGUGCCAAAUACGCAGGGGCGCAAGGUGUUGCAUUUGCCGGGGCUAGUGCAUUGAAAAAGUCCCAUAACCUCCAGCUUCUACGGGCUCCCGCCCUUCACACUGAGCAUGUUGAAGCGACACCGCUCGACCCUCGAGACAUUGGUAUUUUGAAAGUUAAAUACGCAUAUUGGCAGAGGCUAGCUCAAUGGCAGGCAGAAUUUCGUACAGCCAUGGCGGAAGCUUGA
Messenger RNA from Sungouiella intermedia, 2577 nucleotides. Lineage: Eukaryota; Fungi; Ascomycota; Pichiomycetes; Serinales; Metschnikowiaceae. The record is from the annotation of a GenBank genome assembly.